CGAUGCUGCUUCUUCCAUGACCGUUUGGCUAACCACACCGAGGACUCCGAACCGCCUAGCCCCCUUCCCUUCCCUUCCCUUUCCCCUCCUCCGUGUUGCGCCGCCGCCGCCGCCCCUCCGUCAGCACGUAUCCCGUUGUGCGUCUGCGUCAUGGAGUCUCGCCAACGCAGUCCAACCCCGCUUUUGAAGACGUGUCGUACAUGCGCCCACGCCAAAAUCAAGUGCGAUCGUUCCCAGGACUCCAACGUCUGCGAUAGAUGCCUCCGGCUGGGCAAAGAUUGCACGUCCAACAAGUUGCAGGUUCCGGAGAGGCCGGCCCAACCCGCCCAACCUGUGACCGAAAGUCCUUCCGCCUCUGAAAGCCUUACGCCCGAUCAAACCCGGACUCCUCCGCAGCUUGCUGCCUCGUCUGGCAGUUCAUCCACUCAACAUCCCCGAGCCGGUGAUGCCGGUCCAGCCGGUCGUAGCCUUGGCACCGGCGUUCAUGACCCAUUCGAGGCCGGCCAGCUUUCUCUCGACAAAGGCCAGGAGCUUCUUGAGAGGUUUCGUACCAAGUUGACACCUCAUUUUCCAUUCAUCAUCAUCCCAGCAUCAGAAAAUGUGAGCUCUUUGAGGCAGUCAAGGCCAGCCUUGCUGCUCGGCCUUCUCGCUGUUUCGUCAUACGAUGAUGUCCGCCUGCAGCGAGCACUGGGUCAGAUGUUUAACGACCUCAUCGCGGUCCGCUUGGUGAAGGGUGAUUUUGCCUGCCUUGACGUACUCCAGGGCCUCCUCGUCCAUCUCGCCUGGGCCCACUUCCAACCAAGGCCGAAGAGAUACUCACAGCAUCUUCAUCUAGCUACGAGCAUAGUGUCUGAUCUGCGUUUCGAUAGGCCAAAGAACCCGAAACGUUGGAACGUUGAGGGCAUGAGCACUUCACAAGACUAUGUCGACUCUUUAGAUGAACGUAGGACGUUUCUUGGGACGUAUUAUCUCUCAUCUUGCACGAGUAUCGUGCUUCAGAAGCUUCGCAUAGUUACUCUGUCGAGUUACAUCACCGAAACUGCUGAGAAGCUAGCGGAGAUCUCUGAAUACCCCACUGAUCAGUACCUUCCGUACAUCAUCAGCCUACAGCGGUUAGCCGAAGACAUUGAUGACAUUGUGAAGAACGAGUCGACAUUAGAUCCUAUGCAGAUUCAAGCUGCGGUAUCAGAAGCUAAGGAAAGGGUCGACUUGUUUAAGAGCGGGCUGACCUUCGCUCUCGGCGAUUGUCCAAUCUUGGUGCCCCAAUUACACACAAUCCAGCUCUGCCUGAACCAGCUGUCUCUACCAGAGACACCGUUUGGUCUCAACAACCCGCAAAACGCCCCAAUGCAGCGGUUCAUCGCAGGUUUAUCCGAGAGCAUAGUAUCGGCCAAAUCGCUCGUUAGCGUCCUCCUCCAUACACCUCAUGGACAAGAGGUCUACUUCCCAAACAUAGUCUGGGUAAUGCUGCAUUGUGGCUUCACUCUAGCCGCACGGCUGGAUCUGCUAGCUGCGGAUCCCCGGGUAGGGUUCAUGGCGGAGCACUUGAGGCAGUUUGCAGACAUUGCACACACCAUUCGCCAGGUCGUGCUCAGGCUCGACGCUGCAAGCUCACCAGACCUUGAUGACAGAGGCGACCGCGACAGUUUCUACCACUUUGCGAUUCGUGCAAAACGGGUCGAGAAGUUUUACCUCCAUGCUCAGAGUCAGGCUGCUGCUCAGCAACAAGCACAAGCCCAGCAGCAAGAAAUUUCGCCUCAUAGUAUCCAUGCCAGCCUGCCAACGUCUACUGCAGGGUUUACGACCAUGGGAACACCAAGCUCGGAUUUUUCGAAUCAAAACGCAAGCCUAGAUUACACAGUCGCGUCUUCCAUAUUCUCGCAGAACAUGGUGCCGUCGGCGGGAAAUGUCGCGUACCCGGACUUUUCUAUGGCCAACACCGCCACACUAGUCUCGAACCCCGAUUUCGUCAUGGAUACCCUCUCUUUCUUACCAGAUUCUUUCAUUCCUUUCAGAGGCUGGGGCAAUGGUAUGGGCAACGAACACAGUGGCGGAGCGCAGUUUUAG
Colletotrichum paranaense is the source of this 2067-nucleotide messenger RNA. RefSeq lists its product as uncharacterized. The annotation marks the transcript as partial. NCBI's taxonomy places the organism in Eukaryota, Fungi, Ascomycota, Sordariomycetes, Glomerellales, Glomerellaceae. Gene Ontology annotation, molecular function: DNA-binding transcription factor activity, RNA polymerase II-specific; zinc ion binding; transcription cis-regulatory region binding. The record is from RefSeq and is a predicted model, not a curated record. Gene Ontology annotation, biological process: regulation of DNA-templated transcription. Gene Ontology annotation, cellular component: nucleus. The transcript has 5 exons.